AUGCAAGAGAGAAACAAAAGAAGAGAGUUCCUGAGCAAGGUGGCCCUGGGGGUUGUAAGCGGCUCUGUCAUAGGCCUGGGCAUCGGAGUGGUGCAUAAGAUGGCCAACAAGAACAGCUCCAUCUGCGGAAGAGUGGCAGACACAAUGAUCAUAGGAGGCAGCUACGCUGUGAUAGAUAGCCUGAUAGACAGAUACGACAUAAACUCUGUGUAUAGGCCUAUCAUCACAGGAUGCAUAGCAGGCAGCCUGGGAAGCAGAGGAGGGCCUGCGUCAGUUAUUACAUCUUCAAUACUUACCGCAGGAGCAGCCUAUGCCCUUGAGAAUGCAGACAUAUUUAAGAGUGCAGCAAUAGAAUAG
Molecule: messenger RNA, 357 nt
Organism: Nematocida minor
Lineage: Eukaryota; Fungi; Microsporidia
Exons: 1
Coding region: 1-357 (118 amino acids)
Source: RefSeq, a predicted model, not a curated record